GGUGAAAAAAAAAAAGAUCCUAAAUUGGCUACAAAUACUAAUCUAACAAUCUGGAAAGAUUCCUAACGAUCAUUAAUGGUUUAUCCUCUGGGACAGAAGAUGAAAGGGAAGUUUAUAAUGACUUCCUGCUAUAACAAGAACAUAUAUUGAGGCAUCUGCAGCUUUUUAAACAACAUGGUAGCGGCCCUAUUACUUCCACUUUAUGUACAGUACACAGCACAUUAUUAUCUCCCUCGUCAGCCCUUUUUAUCCACACCAGAGACUCUUAGCUUCAACACACUCUCGCAUUUACACAAUUAAUGUAAACAUUAUGUCCUGUGCUUAAAGGUAGUUUAGAGCCAAAAGCAGCGCUUGUAUCCAAAGAAUGAUUUAACCCUCCUCCUUCCGGUGCUGGUCGUGUAUGUCUGGGACGGCCCAGUGACACUAACCUGGGUAUAAAUAUAAAUCAACUCCUGGCCCAUAAUUCAACUGGGAGUUUAUCUCUGCCUGUAGCAAAACACCGCGGCUGCCACUGUACCCUUAUAGAUUCAGCCCAAUUAACGUCACGCCAACCUCCUACAGUAUUUCCGUGUAUUGCAACAUCCAUUCAACCACGUCACUGUAAGACUGAGCAGGGACACGCUAAACAUCCAGGUACCUUUAACCAGCUUUGUAUUGCAUAACAUGAUUGACACAGAGGUCUUAAAAUGGCCUGUGUCCGAUAGGAUUCUCGUUGGAUUCUUUUGGAUAUAGUACCUAGAAGUAUCACAGAGUUGCUGUAAUCCUUGCCCAGUACGCAGACUGGUGACGGGCAUGUACUACAAGUGAAAUGUACCACGUGUCAUCGACAUUUAAAUGAUUUUGACGCUACAUUUACAUGAACACUAAAUUAUGGAGAGAUCAAAAAUCCAAAACAUCUAUCAUCCCACAGUAAUGUUACCAACGACACGGGCCAUCUGUACCUCAGCUCCUAAUAGUAGCAGCACAACCCAAACUCACAGCUCAGCUAUAAUUGCUCUGACGGAGUUCACUGUGGGUGUGUGACAUGCCGCCCAAGAUUCACCACAUCCCUACUAACGCUCCCAAAGCAAUUUAACAAUAACGUGUAAACUCAAACGUCCACCACCAACCAUCCAAUUCCGAUUGAGACACCCGGAGGAACACGGACACUCCCGGGUGACAACGUUUGACAUGGUGUUUUUUUUUUUUUUUUGUCACCCGCCCUCAUCUUAGCGUCACCUGCUAACACUGCCCUCCCUGCCCGGGUCCAAAUUAGUGUCCAACCAACAAGUCCACACACGUCUUUCAGCGUUUGGAGUUCUCACACACCUACAUGACAUUGAAGCAACUCUGAAGAAUCACCAGGAGGUAAAGGGUGGUUUACUGGAGGAAUCUCUGGACUGGAUAUACUGGAUAUAAUUCCUGGGAUUUCCUUUGAAGAACAUGGAUAACUACUUUUUGAGAGGAUUUAUUAUAGUUUUGUUCAUGCAAUACUGCACUUCAAAAGAUCUGUCCACAUCGAUCCACUCCACUAUGGAGGUCUCUCACCACGGCCAGACCCUGUCUGAGGAAUCAGAGCCGAUGUCCGCAGAGACGGCACCGGUGGUGGCCCCGCCAAGCCUGCAAGAGGUGCAGAAAGCCGUACAGGAGGCUUCAGAGCAAGUAGAAGGUCGAGGGGCAGAGGAAGUGUUGAAGGAGCUGCUGGAGAGGGUGGUAGAGGCAGCUCUGGGGCAGGUGGAGAGUGAAGAGAAGGCAGGUGAAGGAGCAGUUCAGGAGGCGGUCGGAGAAGAUACACAGUGGACUGAACAGGGAGAAGCUACACCUGACACAGACGAGCAAGGAGCAGAGGAAGGGUUGGAGACGGAAGGCAUAACUAAGGUCGACGAAGAGGACAAGGUAGCUGUGGCGGAUGCAUUUGAAGACGUAGCUGAGGAGGGAAAAGGAAUUAACCAGGAAGAGGGAAAAACAGCAGCUGGAUCUGUGGAGGAGGCCGCAGUAGGUGCAGAAGCUGGAAACAGAGAAGCAGAUGGAGUGGGGGUUAUAAGUGAGUCUCCAGACACUCAAGUCAGUGAGGGGGCUGCCGAGGCAACAUUAUCAGCUUUAGAAGAGACAGCAGUGAAGGCAGCAGGGACGGAGGACAGCAAUAAGCAGGAUGUGCUGUCAAAGGAAGCAGCCGAAACAGGAACACAGGACACAGUGGAAACUCAAGCUACUGUGGAGGUGGAGACACAGAAGGAGACUGUGGAAGUGUCUGACCCCAGUCUGCCCAGCUCUGAUGUGGAACAGUUAACAGAGAAACCUGGGUUAUUUCCACUGGAGGGAAAAAUCCCGGUAGAUGAAUUAGAAAGUGCAAUGACAGCAUUUCCUUCUGAUAAUUCUGAGGCAGAAACCUCACAAAGUGUAGCUGGAGAGCAGGUGCAGGAGGUGGAAGAUGUGUUGAAGGACACUAAAGAGCCAGAAGUAGAGGACGAACAAGGACUGUUAGCUGUGGAGGAAGCAGCCGCGGAAGACGCAGAAGCAGAGGUCGCAGAUUCUGAGGCAGAAACCUCACAAAGUGUAGCUGGAGAGCAGGUGCAGGAGGUGGAAGAUGUGUUGAAGGACACUAAAGAGCCAGAAGUAGAGGACGAACAAGGACUGUUAGCUGUGGAGGAAGCAGCCGCGGAAGACGCAGAAGCAGAGGUCGCAGGAGUGGGGGUGGCAGUGGGAGGUGGAGACGGAGAGGGUGGAAAAAAGGAGGAGUCGGCGACGCUGGGGCAUGAGAGGGCUGAAGAACAAGUAGAAGAGGAGCAGAUGAAGCUGGAGACGUCACAUGACGAACCACUGGUGAUCUCUGCCCCACAGCCUGAAGAUGUCAGCGAGGUGACAGAGCAGAGCCUCGGGAACCAAGCACCGACCCCCGGCCCCUCCCCGGGUGCAUCUGAAAUGGAGGAGAAUUCUAACCACGUCAACGAGAUCCUCACACCCAACGACGACCUUUCACAACACAACCCAGCCAUGGCUCAGCCCACGCUGGACAACGUGGUGAAGGUUGUCAUAGCUGAGGUCCCUCAGACAGAAGGCGAGCAACACGGAGAGGCCGAUGAGUUGGUGGAAGAUACCACAGCAAAUACAGAGACAAGGGAGCUGGGCCUGGAGGCGUGGAAGAUUGGGGCCAUUUUCGCUGGAGUCCUCCUGGUUCUGGAGACCGCUGUCAUCGUUAUCUACAUCCUCAAAUGUCGAGAGAGAAACAGCACUGCGGCGUCUCAUCGGGGGUGUGAGGAAGGCUCCGUCGAACCAGAGGCGACUACGGGAGGGGACUGCAGUGACGACACACUGCCUGUAGGGAACGGAGACCCUCAACAGAUACAAACGUUGGAUCCAUCUGAGGUGGUUUCAUCGCUGGCCCAAAACAAAGAGCAGCCUGAAGAAAACCAUGUGAUACCGAUGUCAGACCUGGCUGCAGACACCGGACACGGGCCGGACCCCACAGCAGACAUCAGGACGUCCACUCUCUAACCGUUUAUACUCAUUAAAUAAAGCCCAGAAUGCCUCUAUAACUACUAAACCUGGUCCCUGUCCCUGACCCCCGUCUACUAACCUUUACCAGUGAACCCUACACAACAACAACAACAACUGCCUCUGGACUCCCAUUUUUAACAACAACAGUGUACAGUACAUGCAACAUGUUUUAUUUUGGAGUGCCACUGUGUCUGAGUGAAACGCUACACGGGCGUCACCUGGACUGGGUGAUAAAAAUAAAGUGACGAAAAUAAUUAUUAAAAAGCACAUUUUAGAUUGUGUUACAUAAUCAAAUUCUACAGUUCAGUGUCUGUAUGUAUCAAAGGUGAAUGUUGAGAAAUGUUUUAUACCGACCCAUGAAAACUCAUCAGGACACUUAUCAUUGGUGGCGUAUGAUUGGACUGAAUUUAAUUGGUCGACGCAUCUGUGCUUAAAACUAAAAUAUCAGCCACACUGGUUUAUAUUUCACAUAAAUUUAAUUGAAAAUUUGGAUUGAACUCCCGACCAUUCAAAAUAUUUUGUGAACUGUGAUACAAUAUUAAAAUAACAAUGAGAAAUGUGUGAUUUUGUUCUUUUG
Cynoglossus semilaevis (tongue sole) is the source of this 4054-nucleotide messenger RNA. RefSeq lists its product as uncharacterized. The transcript has 6 exons. The record is from RefSeq and is a predicted model, not a curated record. Lineage: Eukaryota; Metazoa; Chordata; Actinopteri; Pleuronectiformes; Cynoglossidae. The coding region runs from base 1423 to 3474 and encodes 683 amino acids.